Molecule: messenger RNA, 3138 nt
Organism: Scedosporium apiospermum
Lineage: Eukaryota; Fungi; Ascomycota; Sordariomycetes; Microascales; Microascaceae
Exons: 5
Coding region: 1-3138 (1045 amino acids)
Source: RefSeq, a predicted model, not a curated record
AUGAGCCUUUUGCGACGACGGAAAAGGGCUUUUGUUCCGAGUAUCCGUCAGAUUGUUGACGAAAUCGAGGACGACCAGGGGAACGACAAUAGCCAGGAAGACGAGAAUGGGGAUGAGGAUGAAGAUGGCGACGAACAUAACAAGGGCCGGGGUAAAGGGAAUGGAGGAAGGCCAACGGUCAUUCCUCGACCUCCGCCCAGCCCUGGUCCGCCCACUCCUGGCCCGCCGAGCCCUAGGUCAUCGUCUCCUCCGCCUCUCCCGUCGCCGCCAGCUCCACCACCGCCACCGACAACACCCGUGCCUGAGACAACAGAGUCAUCGUCGACAUCGAUUUCGACGUCAGCUGUAACUCAAACUUCAUCGACACCGGCUUUGCAACCACCUUUGACAACUAAUUCCGACCCUUCGCCGUCGUCAACUCUAUUGAUCAGCUUUGUUCCCCUUUCAUCCCAGACAUCCCAAACAUCCCAAAUAUCCCAGGAAAGCCUAUCAUCUAGCUCCACCCUAGAGACUCGAUUCGUCGCCUCCAGCGUUUCUGCGACAUCUACGUCUGUUUGGGGAGUGACUCCCAUCGGAACGACAACCACCGAAGCUACACAAUCCUCCGAGCCUUCUCCGGAGAUGGUCAUGACCAUGAAAGGGCUCUCCGCAGCUGGGUGUGCGUUUAUACUCGGAAUCCUGCUUUUCUUCAUUCGGAAACGACGAAAUCGAAACACAUAUAUCGAUCUCGAAGCCAAGGACGGUGCGCAUUUGCCGUCUCCAGGCCAAACAAUCGCUGCAUUCCUGCUUAAGAUGCUCCCCUGCAAGUCGUCAAAGCCUAGUAGGACACAUAGUGACGUUGCCGAGACUGCGGCUGUUCUUCCUCCUACUCUGCCACGAAGAGAUAUCACUGUCGCCUGGCCUCUUCCGGAUACGCCUCUGCCAAGCAAGCCCCCUCCCUUCGAACCGUCACGACUUCCAGAUCUUAUCAGCCCCUUAUCUAUGAAUCCCCUCCCACACAGGGAGCCCAGCCAUCAUCAAGGCGGAUAUCUGCGCAGGCUUUCGAGGAUAUCUCCAUUUUUCUCGAAACGAUCCUCUAUCAGCCCAUCGUCAGACGUGGAUGAGGGCAAGCACGUUCUUAGUGGUCACCCCGCUACGUUACCCGAAUACGAGAAGAGGGGUCGAGACCCACCCAUCGAGACAGACAUGAGCUCAGCAGAUUCAUCUUCGCCGCUCGCUGCCGGAUCAUUCCAACUGCAAGGGGCAGUCAAUUGGGACAACCUCACCCAAAAAACAGUAUCCUUCUCAGUCGGGGUAUUGAGUCGCCUCGCAGCCGCUGGAGUAGAUCCAUACAGCCUCGUCAUCGGCCAAGCGAUAGCACAGAAGUUCCCUCUCUCUCGUAUCGGUCGACAGAACGUGCAGGCUGCGUUAACUGCCCUACCCAGCCAUGGCGGGUAUGGAAACCUCCUCUGGUUUGGCUUUGGCAUUCAGAGUUUCGCUCGGACUCUGGGGGCUACCGACCAGGGAUGCGGUUUGCUGGCUCUUUGCGCCGCGCUCGCGGAAUGCUACCAUGAAGACUUUGCGGCCGACGUUAUGCACAACAUAGUUUUACAACAUAAUCCUCCCGAUCAGCUCAUGCCCUCGCUCAGCCAGUGGCUAAUGAUCAUUCGCGCCUGUGAGGGGGUUUUUUCGACCACAAAGUUUCCCCUUCUCGCCGAGGGUCUCAUGAAACUGGAUCUGAGGCCACUGCGCAGCAAAGCUGCCGAGUUAGCGGUUAGUUUUCGAGAAUGUCCUCUCCCCGAGAAGCUCGCCGCUGCCAUAAUCGGCAUUGGAAAAGUGGCGUCCGGAAGCCUGCAAGCCAUCCGAAUUACCGGAUGCUCUGUGGUAGGAUGGAUUGCAGCUGUUGGGGAGUGGCUUUACGGCCUCAGGGUCGUCAUUUACAAUCAACAGGGAGAGAUGUGGUUUCCAGAACUUUUGCCCGCUCAACCCGGCAUGGAGAAAGCCGUUCGCAUGAAAAUAGAGGACGCGGAGUCAAAAUAUGAGGAAAACUUGACGGUCAUUCAGGGAUUGUGCAAUUGUGUCAUGUGCCGGGACUGGGGCAAGACGGAUACCGGGAGCUUCUGUCUGGUAAUUAUGUUGGAGACGGUUUUAGUCGUCGCUCAAACGCUUGCGAGUCUUUCCGUCGCAGAUGGUUUAUGCCCCAUGCGCAGCGGACUCGAGGAAUUUUACGACAGGCAGCUCAGGAGGCCAUUCGAGAGGCAAUCAAGGAGACCAAGAUCUAUCACAUUCAUCCUCGACUUCUUCGAGCGGGGAAUCGGACACGACUAUGUUUAUCGGUUAACAGAUGCCUUGAUACUAUUCACAGGCCACCUGUAUCCAGCCAAGUGGCCAGGAGCCAGUCUAGGAACCACUGCGAUGAGCGAAGGUGGAGUUUGUGUGUACUUGGACAUUUUGAGGGAAUUCACGCUCAACCCAGAGCUUACUGGGCUCGUUCAUGUCGUGCCAGGCCGGAUUGAAAAGGACCGCAAGACUUUCCGAAUCGUUCAGGACAGCCUAGCUUCGCAACACGCCCCGCGACCAACGGCUAAUGCAUUGCUGGCAAAGCUCAGCCAGAUAUCCUUGAGGCUUACAGAGACGCCGAAAUCCCUCCGGGUUACCUACGUCCUAGCAACAGGCGACCUUGGGACAGGCUGUGCGACUGUUCCCAUCUCUCCUGGGUGUCUAGUCUUGUCUGCGCUUAAGGCGAGGGGUCUCGUGAACUGUUCGAGGUCGGCUUCUCGAUGUGGUGACCUAUCCAAGAGGAACAUUCUGGUUGACUGUUCCCAGUACCCGAUUAUACAAGCACGCGUCGAUGGUAAGCCAGUCAUGCUCUGCGAUGGAAGAGUUGGUGGCGACAACGUGCGGGCUGCAGCGAUCCGGACUCGCAAGCCAUCAUUACCAGAACACUCGCGAACUAUUCUAGCUGAUGAGGAAUGCCUCGAUUGCUGCUUCGCCGAAGCCUUGGAGUUAAUAGGGUCAGACGAGGUUGGGUUCGACAGCAGCUCCAUUUUAAUUAUCUCCAAUUCGGUGUCACAGCUCUAUAAAACGACCGAAAGCUAUCAGGCGACCGACCAGAGUGGAAAGGAACAGGAAUCAUGCUCAAGAGGAGCAGUAGACUAG